This is a messenger RNA of Penicillium taxi, 2658 nucleotides long. RefSeq names its product glycoside hydrolase family 2 protein. Lineage: Eukaryota; Fungi; Ascomycota; Eurotiomycetes; Eurotiales; Aspergillaceae. Gene Ontology annotation, biological process: carbohydrate metabolic process; glycoprotein catabolic process. Bases 1 to 2658 code for a protein of 885 amino acids. The record is from RefSeq and is a predicted model, not a curated record. Gene Ontology annotation, molecular function: beta-mannosidase activity. The transcript is spliced from 5 exons.
AUGAUUCGCUCGAAAGUUGAAGUCAUGUGGGGCAUUAGUCCCACUCUAGUUCUCUACCCAUUUCAUUUCCUAUUCUUCCCUGCAACACUGCUAUUUCUAAACCUGUACAUCAUGAAGCUUAGUAGUUAUCCUCUAGAUCUUGGUUGGAGCUUCCGUGAUCUCGAUUCGGAGGAAUGGAUGCCCGUUCGAAAGGUGCCGUCAGUUGUGCAACAGGAUCUCAUUGACAACGAGAAAUUGAAAGACCCAUUUAUUAGAUUCAAUGAGCUUGAUGCUCAGUGGGUCAAUGAAAAAUCCUGGAUCUACCGAAAAGUCAUCCAGAAGCCAAAUGCUCCCCAAGGAGCGACUGUGGCCUUGGUUUUUGAUGGAUUGGACACGUUUGCUACUGUCAAACUUGACAGUAAGAUUGUGUUGACAAGUGCUAAUAUGUUCGUGGGUCACCGAAUCGACAUAACACGGGAAUUGGAAGCGGAUGGUGACCACAUCAUUGAAGUUGAGUUUGACUGUGCGUUACUCAAAGCACGAGAGCUGCGAAGAGAUUACCCCUUACAUAAGUGGAUUUCAUUCAAUGGGGAUCCAUCUCGUCUGGCUGUCCGGAAAGCACAGUAUCAUUGGGGCUGGGACUGGGGCCCUGUUCUAAUGACGGCUGGGAUUUGGCGUGCUGUACAUCUCGAGGUAUAUACUGCACGGGUGAGCAAUCUUUGGCCCCAAGUGAAAGUAGCACCAGACCACCAAUCUGCUUUGGUGACUGCAGCCGCCAAGGUAGACACAGUGGUGAUCGGGGACUAUAGUGCCCGGUUUAGGUUGGUCUUACGAGGAAUCGAAAUUGCUCAUCAGGAUAUACCCGUUUCGAGAGAGAGUGAUACGCAAGUGAUAUUCCGUAUAAAUUGCCCUGAACUUUGGUGGCCCCAUGGUUAUGGUGACCAGUCUUUGUAUGAAAUAUCAGUGUCACUGAUCCACAAUAAUGAGGCAGUCGACCAAGUUUCCAAGAAAUUUGGUAUCCGUUCUGCCGUAGUGGUUCAGCAGCCUGAUAAACACGGGAGAUCGUUCUUUUUCCGUAUCAAUGGAAUGGAUAUCUUCUGUGGUGGUGCGUGCUGGAUUCCGGCAGACAGCCUCCUCACAAACGUCAGUCGGGAUCGAUACCGCAAAUGGAUUCAAUUGAUGGUCGAGGGCCGCCAGGUGAUGAUUAGGGUCUGGGGUGGUGGAAUCUACGAGGAUGACACAUUCUACGAGACGUGCGACCAGCUAGGAGUGAUGGUUUGGCAAGACUUCAUGUUCGCAUGUGGAAACUAUCCAACAUGGCCCGGGUUCCUGGAAUCAGUUCAUAUGGAGGCAGUUUUCAACUUGCACCGUCUACGCCAUCAUCCCUCCAUCGUGAUCUAUGUCGGCAACAAUGAAGACUAUCAGGUCCAAGAGACAGCAGGUCUGACAUACAACUAUGAAGACAAAAAUCCAUAUCAUUGGCUCAAUACAGACUUUCCUGCACGAUACAUCUAUGAAAAGUUACUUCCGGAUUUGGUAGCCGAACACUCUCCCAGCACAUUCUACCACCCAGGUAGCCCAUGGGGGGACGGGAAGAAAACCUCCGAUCCAACAGUUGGAGACUUGCAUCAGUGGAACGUGUGGCACGGUACUCAACAAAAGUAUCAGAUUUUUGAUACACUGGGUGGUCGCUUCAAUAGUGAAUUUGGCAUGGAGUCGUUUCCAUAUCUUCCGACGAUCCAAUACUUUGUCGAGAAUGAGCAGGACUUGCAUCCUCAAUCUCAUGUGAUGGAUUUCCAUAACAAAGCGGAUGGACACGAACGGAGACUGGCGACAUACCUUGUCGAAAAUGUACGACUAGCCACAGAGCUAGAGAAAUACAUAUACCUCACUCAAGUCGUCCAGGCUGAGACGAUGACGUUUGGGUAUCGAGGAUGGCGUCGCCAAUGGGGAGAUGAUCGACACUGUGGUGGGGCGCUUUUGUGGCAGUUGAACGACUGUUGGCCUACGAUCUCAUGGGCCAUUGUUGAUUAUUUAUUGCAUCCCAAGCCAGCUUACUAUGCUGUGAAGCGCGUGCUUAGUCCUAUUGCAGUUGGAGUGAAACGUGAGCAUCACGAUUGGAGCGUGACGCACGCGAAACCCCCACAAAAAAGUUUCUAUGAACUAUGGGUCGCUUCAAGCCGACCAUACGAGGUCCGCGGGAGUAUCGAACUACGCUUUCUCUCCAUCGAGACAGGCGAAGAAAUUCGAAAAGCCAUUACUCAAGAUGUUAAGAUAUUGUACAAUGGAACCACUGAAAUCAUUAGCGGCACUAUCGACCACGUCCUUUAUCCGGAACCACAUGUUCUCUCGGCUCGAUUGUGGGUGGAUCAAAAUAUAGUGGCCCGAGAUGUUGAUUGGCCACAACCGCUCAAGUACCUGAAAUUCUCCGAUAAUUUAAAGAUUGAGUUUAACCGCACUCGGAAUCAGAUUCACUUAUUGAUCAGUGCGCGAACCCCUGCCAAGGGACUCGUCUUUGAGGCCACAGAUGGUGUCCUUCUUAGCGAUAAUAUGAUGGAUAUUGUACCUGGUGAUCCUCAAACUGUCAUCGCCUCUUCCGUCUCUGCCGACUUCUCAAAUUUCACUCUCAACUAUAGGUUUUUGGGACAAGAACAAACCAAUUGCAUCACUUUCGCCUGA